AAUUGUUUUGGGUCCGCCAAUCGGAGGAACUUAUUGCGUUUUGUAAAUGUGGUUUUCUAUCUUUGGGUCCGCCAUCUUGCGCUGCAUCUGGUCACCUCUCGGAUAAAAUGAACCACAUCUGUUAUUCCUUAGAAAUUUGGCGUUGAUUUCUAUUCAAAUAAGUGUAAGUGUCAGUGAAAACUGACAUUAUACGCCAUUUGCCUGUCGUGCUGGCUGCUAAAAACAGUCACAGCUAAGAGUAUCGAUCUAUCCAGUCAAUACUGAUCCGUGUUAUUUUGUGUGUGUGUGUGUGUGUGUGUCUGUGUCUGUGUGUAAUUGACGGUGUUUAAGGAUAAAAUAUGACAACUCUGACAAGGCAGGACCUGAACUUUGGACAAGGUAAGAGAACCGAGCUGCGCUACAGACUAAUCAGACAUAAACCUGGUUCAUUUUGCAAAGUUUAACACCGAUGAGCAGCGCGUCACACAAAAUUCUCUUCUCGUGUUGUGUUGUUGAGCUAAUAUGUUGACUCUGAAUCGCAGGAUAAUUAUGUUUUAUUUGUUGGUUGUCUGUCAUAUAAAGAAAACCAGUGAAAUGAAGAGAAUAAAUGAUGAUCGAGAUGAUCUGGUUUCUGCUCUUUAGUGGUUGCAGACAUCUUGUGCGAGUUCCUGGAAGUCGCUAUCCAUCUCAUCCUGUAUGUUCGAGAAGUUUAUCCCUCCGGCAUAUUUCAGAAGAGAAAGAAGUACAAUGUACCUGUGCAGGUAACGGCGUUUAGACUUGGAAAAGUGUGUUAAAUGUUUAAAAAAAGCAUAGUUUGAUUGUCUGCAAAUCAUGCAAGCCAUCAAAGCGAAGAUAACACAGUAAACUUUAUUCUGGAUGUCUUGGUGUUCUCUUGUAGAUGUCGUGCCACCCUGAGCUCAAUCAGUAUAUUCAGGAUACGCUUCACUGCAUAAAGCCACUCAUUGAGAAGGUAACACAUGGUGAUUGAAACAUGCUGAGGUGGAUUUAGUGUCUUCUCUCAUCACUGAAACCCCUCUACUCCUCAGAACGAUGCAGAGAAGGUUGUCGUGGUCAUUAUGGACAAAGAGCGUCAUCCAGUGGAGAGAUUUGUGUUUGAGAUUUCCCAGCCUCCUCUGCUGUCUAUCAGGUGGUCUAGCAAGGGGUUUCUUUCUUUUUUUCAUAAACAAGUGUAAACUUGGGCUUACUGUGUUUUGGAGAGUUCUCAUGGUCACUAACUGCAUGGGGUUUUGCUUUUUUCCAGCUCAGACACUUUACUGUCACAUGUGGAGCAGCUGCUGAGGGCUUUCAUCCUGAAGAUCAGUGUGUGUGAUGCUGUUUUAAAUAAUAACCCACCAGGUAAUUACAUUAAGAAAUGACAGACAUGCUACCCAUCAUAGACUUAUAUCUCUCUAAAAUGCUAACAAUUAAGAAGGUGAAGUUUUUUCAAAGAUCUUCUUUUCCCCGUGAUGUUACUGACGGGCAAGUGAGGAAUUUUGGAAGAGGGGAUGGUGAUUAUGUGCUCUUGCUUUCUCUAACCAGUCAAAAGAGGAGCUGGUGCAUUAUGGACUAAUUGUAGACAUGACAACAAGGCUUGGUUAACACCAACAUUAAGUGUAUCACAACUGUCCAACCAAGUAGAAAUAAAAGCAUGUAGCACUUGUUCAGCUUCAUUAAAAGAUAAAACAGAUUCAAUCUUUGAUGAAAACCAACCCACGCCAACAUGUCUCUGGAAACACUGGAUCCAAACACAAUAAUCUCUGUCUUGUUUUUAUGUUAAAAAAAACUUUCAGGGUACUUUCAUUGUUUCUUUUCAUGAGCAGAUAGAUUUGUGUAUUAUAUUAAUGGUUAGAGACACUACUUUUUUGAAAGUUUUAACGCAGGGGAAGUAGGCUAACUUUAAACAGUAGUUGCCCAAGAAUUAAACCUUGGGGUAUGCCACCAUAUAAGCAUUAAAAUGGCAGAGUCACCUGAGUAGACGGUCAAUGAAGCUUAAAAGAGCUUAAAAGAGUUGUUAUUGAACGGGAGCGGCUUUCUCUGGGGUUUUUAAACAAGCCUUAAGAUAGGUCUAAAAUUUAGAGUUUCUAGGUGAAUGCAAUGGCAUGUUAAAGAUAUUUUGGUGGUAAAGGAAACAAAUUAGAGACUCAUUUGUGACCCUUUGUGUCUUUGUUCCAGGCUGUUCUUUUUCAGUACUAGUACAUACGAGAGACGCUGCAACACGUAACAUGGAGAAGGUUCAAGUCAUCAAGGUGAGUUUUUCGGGAAACUGUGAACCCACAGUAGUGUGUAAUCACUGAAUAAGUCUCUGCAUGUGUUUGGUCAUAUUUGUGCAAUUCAGGAUUUUCCCUGGAUAGUUGCUGAUGAGCAGGAGGUCCACAUGCAGGAACCUCGACUCAUUCCACUGAAGACCAUGACAUCAGAUUUAGUAAAGGUGAGUAAAAACCUCUUUAAGAUAAAACCACAAUCAUAAAAAUGCAAAUGUUGACAUUAAUGGGUUGUUUUUUGGCUUGUGGCUUUGCAGAUGCAGCUCUACGUGGAGGAGAGAGCCCAGAAAACAUAGGCCCUCGCCCUGCAGAGGCAAACUGAUGCUGCAUUAUCCAUUCUGUAUAAACACCAUGAGUCUGAACUGACACAAAGCUGGUCAGAGCAGAAAAAGACACAAGGUCAGAGUUGGACACAAGGAAUCAGCAAGAAAGUGAUGCGGAAUGUAUUUUUUAAGUGUGUCAAUGAUGCUGUAGUCAAGGGUUUAGGGUUGGACUGACAGCCUGUGCCGACAUUUCACUGAAAGCUAAAUCUGACCCAGACUGUGAGCUGCCUGCCUGAGAUCAAAUCACAAGAUAACAUGAAUGUGGUCAUUGUUAUAUUGUCAUGUAUUGUAUUUAAACAAUUUUAUGCAGAUGCACUGUAUGUAAGUGCAACAAAUUGACCUGGAUGAAAUUGUUGCAUGAUGACUCUAAAAUCCCAGGGAAAAUGAAACAUACCAGUUCAACAAUACUGGCUGUAAAUUCAACGCUAUCACCAGCACAUGCUACAUACCUCUGGUUUAAGUGUGACCCUUCACAGAUGUGUUGUUCUUGUAAAUAUGCUUUUUGUUUGUCUUGAUGCUUCUUUUGGUGUUUGUUUAACCAGUGGUAAUUCUCAGCUGUUCAAUUGGUGAUUUAAUGUUGAAUUUUGGUUUAAUGGUAAUAAAUUUGAUUUUUAAUCACCAGCA
This is a messenger RNA of Xyrichtys novacula (pearly razorfish), 3187 nucleotides long. The record is from the annotation of a GenBank genome assembly. Lineage: Eukaryota; Metazoa; Chordata; Actinopteri; Labriformes; Labridae.